Molecule: messenger RNA, 4268 nt
Organism: Acipenser ruthenus (sterlet)
Lineage: Eukaryota; Metazoa; Chordata; Actinopteri; Acipenseriformes; Acipenseridae
Product: ETS translocation variant 1-like
Exons: 13
Coding region: 326-1771 (481 amino acids)
Biological process (GO): cell differentiation; regulation of transcription by RNA polymerase II
Cellular component (GO): nucleus
Molecular function (GO): sequence-specific DNA binding; DNA-binding transcription factor activity, RNA polymerase II-specific
Source: RefSeq, a predicted model, not a curated record
GAAAAUCCGCGCUUGAUUGACAGACCGAAAUCUGAUCCUGUGAAAGAGACAGGCAGCCAAUGGGAGGGAGAGAUCCAUCAGUUUGGUUUGGAGGCCCCUGGAGGAGAAGCAAAGGAAAAAAAAAAACAUUGAACUGAGCUCAAUGACUGAGCUUUGAGCUCUGAGGUGAGCUACUGCAACUAAUUCACGUUUUUAAUCAAAUCCAUAAGGAAUCGUAUGGGAUAUUGCUGUGCAUAUUACUUAGUUUUAGGUUGAUGCGAAUCCACAUCCAAAGGAAAGCUUCAUCUGCAUUCCCACAAAAUAAUUAAAUAAGCCGACACUGUGUAUGAAUUGCAGAAUGGACGGAUUUUACGACCAGCAAGUGCCUUACAUGGAUACAAAUAAUCCACAAGGGACAAAAUGUAAUGAGAGACCAGCAAAUGAGAGGAAAAGAAAAAUCUUGAACACAGACCUUGCUCAUGAUACAGAAGAACUUUUUCAGGACCUGAGCCAAUUGCAAGAAACCUGGCUUGCAGAAGCUCAAGUUCCUGACAAUGAUGAGCAGUUUGUGCCAGAUUUCCAAGCUGAAAACCUGGCUUUCCAUGGUCUCCCGCUGAAAAUCAAAAAGGAACCCCAGAGUCCUUGCUCAGAGUUAAGCUCCACUUGCAGUCAAGAACAACCUUUCCAGUUCAGUUAUGGGGAAAAGUGCCUGUGUAAUGUCAGUGCCUAUGAUCAGAAGCCACAAGUGGGAAUGAAGCCUUCCUGUUCACCGACACCAUCCAGCAGCACGCCAGUGUCCCCUCUGCACCAUGCUUCACCUAAUCCAGCACCAACUCCCAAACCAGACAGGACCUAUCCUUCUCACCUUCCACCGCCCCAGCAAAUACCUGACAACUCUUUCUCAAUGGACCACAGAUUUCGACGACAGUUGUCAGAGCCCUGCCAUUCAUUUCCCACCCCCUCUGCAAUGUCCAGAGAUGGUCGGCCAAUGUACCACAGGCAAAUGUCAGAGCCUAACAUCCCAUACCCACCACAGGCCUUCAAACAGGAGUACCCUGAUCCCGUAUAUGAGCAUGCUGCCAUGGUUGGGGGUCCAGCCAGUCAGAAUUACCCUCCAUCAAUGAUUAUCAAACAGGAGCCGAGGGAUUUCACGUAUGACUCAGAAGUGCCUAGCUGUCAUUCCAUAUACAUGAGGCAAGAAAGUUUCCUGACUCAGAACAGAACUGAAGGUUGCAUGUAUGAUAAAGUACCAAGGCACUUCUAUGAUGAUACCUGUGUGGUUCCUGAGAAGUUUGAAGGUGAUAUUAAACAGGAACCUGGCAUGUACCGUGAAGGACCCACGUACCAACGGCGAGGUUCCCUUCAGCUUUGGCAGUUUCUGGUAGCCCUCUUGGACGACCCAUCCAACUCCCACUUUAUAGCCUGGACAGGUCGAGGCAUGGAGUUCAAACUCAUAGAGCCAGAAGAGGUGGCACGUCGUUGGGGCCUUCAGAAAAAUCGUCCAGCCAUGAACUACGAUAAAUUGAGUCGCUCCCUUCGCUAUUACUAUGAAAAGGGAAUCAUGCAAAAGGUAGCUGGGGAGAGAUAUGUGUACAAGUUUGUUUGUGACCCAGAAGCGCUUUUCUCCAUGGCAUUUCCAGACAAUCAGCGGCCAGUGCUGAAGACAGAUCUGGAGCGCCACAUCAAUGAAGAAGACACAGUCCCACUGUCUCACUUCGAUGAGAACAUGGCCUACAUGCAAGAAGGAACCUAUUGUAAUGCCCACCCCUAUAAUGAAGGCUAUGUGUAUUAAUAACUGAUGUGGCAAAUUAGCCCUCAAAUGCUUAUGUAUAUAUAUAUAUCUAUAUAUAUAUAUAUAUAUAUAUAUAUAUAUAUAUAUAUAUAUAUAAUCAUGGCUCAAGACUGGAUUAGGAUUCACCCUGGUCAUUUUUUGUAUAUCUCUGACAUCACGCAGAGGGGACUUCUUUUCUGUUACACCCACGAUCCACCAUGGAAUGCGCACUUUAUUGAUACAAACUGAAAUUGUAACAUAAAUAGAGGGAAGUGGUGACUUUAUACUGCUUUUGGGGAGGGCAUUUCUGGAGAUGGCAAGGUCACUGUUGAGCAAGAAAGGGUUUGCAAUGUUAAUUUGGAAGCUACAUUGUCCAGUAAGGCCAUUGACAACAAUAUAAAGAACAGAAAAGGAACUGUUCUCAUAUAUAAUGUCCGACAUUAACAGAGAGUAAUAUUUUCUUGGUUUUAAUUUUUUUUUCUUCAUAUCUGAUUGUUUUCUCCUGCUGGUGUCAGCAAUAGAGUUUAUUCAUUUCUUAUUCUUGCAAAUAUAUCUUUAACUUCAUGGUAAUUUUGAAGAGGUAAGAUGAUGCUAUCAUUUUAAAAGUUAGACUUGGAAAAGUGAUACUAUGGUGUAAUAAAGUUCAGGCCACAUUUACUGGUAGUAGAUUUUUGACAAAACUUACUUACGUAAAGAAUCCUAUCCACAUGCAAAAUCCAUUGGUAUUACAUAUGUCCUCGAGAUUUUUGGUCUAAAGCACUAUCCGUGUCAUAUCCCCCCACCCCCUCAAAAAAAAAAAAAAAAGAUCAAAUAUAAGGUCUAAGCAAUAUUUAGUAUUGUGAAGAUUUUUUUUUUGCACCAUACUUUAUUAAGCACUCCAUAAUGAUAUUCAGUAAAUAGGUACUUUGUGGUUUCAGGGUACUUCUUACUGCUGUUUCGAAUUUGUUUAUACAAUAUAGGAGUAUGUCAAUAGAAUGUGCUUCUGCUGCUGUCCUGUUUUCCGUAAUAAUCUUCAUAAAGCAGGGUUAACUAAAGCAACUCAAAGCAAUGCUGGAAGCAGCAUUUCAGGACAACAUAGAUGACUUAGGCUAUAGCUAUGCUGUAAGCAGCUGUAACGCAUUAUUAGAUGAGAGAAUAUUGUGCUUCAGAAUGCUAAGGGAAAUUAUAUACAGAUCUUUUUGUAUCUUUUGGUGGAAUGGAAACAAAAUGUAUACAAAGUUUGACCUUGUAGUGCUGGCACUGUCUUGUUAAAAAAAAAAAAAUAAUAAUAAUAAUAAAAUACAUAGCUAUGAUAAUAAAUGUAAAGGCAGAACAUUUCUUAAAUACUUUUUUUUUUUUUUUUUUUUUUUUUUUGCUCAAUGAGAUUGCAAACCGUGAAUUGCAGAACUUGCGUGUGAUGCUUGGCUUUAUUUCAGAAAAAGCAGUGGCUCAGCACACGUCCAUCCAUUUUGACCCUUUUCUAGGCAAGAAUACAGACAUGGAACGAGCUUUUGAGUUAGGCAGGUCAGACGUGGGUGGGAGUGAAAAUGCCACAGGAUUAUGAGAUUCUUCAAUGUCGCUAUCAGCACAUUGCUGGUCUGUCGAGGAGAAUAAUGACAGGGGAAGUACUGUAGUGCCCACUUCGUCCCUUUCUCCAACAGCAGUUCAGAGAGAGACGUCUGUGGGAAUUGAACGCUGAAAUGCAUAAAUACAAAGAAAUAGCCUCGACUUGGAAGUGAUUGCAUUGGUCUCAGAGCACUUAGUUGAAUGUUACAGUAGCAUAUUUGGUUUCAUAAAUAAGACAGUAUCAUACUCAAAUGUAAAGGCUCUUGUAACAUUCUGUACACUGAAUUUGCUCCUUGAUUGAACCAUUUAAUUGCAUGCAAACAAGGAAAAACCACUUUUUUUAUGGAAAUAGGGAAAUAUUUUUUUUGAAAAAUAUAAUUGCCAGUGUAGUAGAGGAUGAACAUUGUGUGCUGAAACAUUUGAUAUACACCUAGUGACUUUUGUCUGUCAAGGAUACAGUUCAUUUUCAUUGGAGGCUUCUUUAAAAAAAAAAAAAAAAAAAAAAAAAAAAGCAAAGAUGUGUGGUGCUUACAAGAUGUAAAUUUAAAAACAUAAAUAAUAAAAAAUAAAUUAUUUUGAAUGCCCCUUAUCUGAGUUGACAAACUUACUAAUAAUCAUGUUAAAAAAAAAGUGUAGUGGACAUGGUAUCUAUGAACUUAUACCUGGCUUUAUUGUGUUUUUAAUGUUUUAACUUUAAUUUUUUUUUUUUUUUUUUUAAAUAUAAAUAACUUGCGUCAAGGUUUAUAUAAAAAUUGUCUAAAUGCUGCUUUGGUCAUUUUCUACAGGCAGAUAAAUAAAUAUGCCAGCUGAAUUCUGCAGCGCUCUUCUGUAUUUAAGAUUUUUGUUAACGCAUACUGAAAUUAUGAUUUUAAGAUUUUUGAUUUUGUUAAAGCAAUGAACAAGAACAAAGCCAACUUACUCAACUGUUUUAUAUUUAAGUGUCUUUGCCUAUAAUAAAAUGGGGGGAAAAACA